AUUUUUAUGUCAUUCACCGGGUUAUACCGGUGUAGAGCCCAGAUGAACACGGAAUGCCCGGUGUUUGCGCCGGGAGUUAUUUAAACAAAGGAGCGGCAAAACGAAGGAAGCGAUUCCCCGUGAAGCCUGCCAGGUACCGUACCGUUGUGACAGACUGGGAGGGGAGGGAGGGAGAUUGGUUGCAGACUGGGCGCCGACACUUUGAUUACGGAUUUGAUAUUAAACCCACACAAAGAGCGGAUCGGAGAAAAGAGACAGACCCUGGCGCGGGAACGGAACAAGGAACCAACCGCCGAGCCCAUUGGCUGCAACCGGCUGAAACACGACAAGGCGUUGGGCCAGACAAGUUGUCCAUCCCUGCUGAUGUUGAGAAGGAUCAUAUAAAUCAUAAAUCAUAAAUAAAUCAUCGUGAGUUGUUAUUAAAAUAUCACCAGCAGCAAGUUAUUAGCAAACCAACAGGCGAAGAAGAUUUAAGGAUGUUGAGGUUUCUGCGGCUGAAAAGGGCGAGAGUGAGUUAGGGCUAGGACUAGGGCUAGGGCUUGCUUAUGUCAGGGGGUUAAACUUGCCUACGAGAUUUUCUAAAGUUUUUCCUGAAGAUUUGCUAAGUUUUUCUGCGAGAUUCAUCAAUAUGGCAAUACCC
This is a messenger RNA of Blastomyces dermatitidis ER-3, 640 nucleotides long. RefSeq lists its product as uncharacterized. The record is from RefSeq and is a predicted model, not a curated record. Lineage: Eukaryota; Fungi; Ascomycota; Eurotiomycetes; Onygenales; Ajellomycetaceae. The transcript has 2 exons. Bases 54 to 398 code for a protein of 114 amino acids.